Molecule: messenger RNA, 1713 nt
Organism: Penicillium antarcticum
Lineage: Eukaryota; Fungi; Ascomycota; Eurotiomycetes; Eurotiales; Aspergillaceae
Product: CocE/NonD family hydrolase
Exons: 3
Coding region: 1-1713 (570 amino acids)
Molecular function (GO): dipeptidyl-peptidase activity
Source: RefSeq, a predicted model, not a curated record
AUGGACACCCAACAUGUUAUCCACGAAAACCAAAAAGUCCCCUGCACCAAGGGCCUUGCCCCCAAGGACGUAUUUCCCGGCUUUGAUCCGACCCCCCGCACUUUCGUUGACGAAGGGAUGAAAGUCGAGUAUAACCACCCCAUCAAAGCUCGUGACGGAGUCCAGCUUCGAGCAGAUCUCUACCUUCCAGAAAAACAACCCGAAAAUCUCAAGCUACCGACCGUCCUAGUCUUUACCCCAUUUGGAAAGAAGACGCCAUAUGACAUCUCAAAGCUACCCACUUCCCAGGAAUUUGAUCCGGGAUACCAUGGUGUGGCAUUCUCGAAAUACCUCAUCUUUGAAGCUAGUGAUCCAGUUUUCUGGACUCAAAAUGGUUUCGCAUACGUCGCUGUUGAUUCUCGGGGUAGUUUUGCUUCGGAAGGAGAUUUCUUUUCUUUUAUAACUAAGUCUGAUGGACGCGAUGCGUGCGAUGUUAUUGAGUAUCUUGGUGAGCGGCCUUGGAGUAAUGGUCGGGUUGGGAUGAUCGGGGCUAGUGGGUUGGGACACAUUCAAUGGCAUGCUGCUGCUAAUCGCCCGCGCCAUCUGGCCGGGAUUAUGGUGCAAGAUGCAUAUGUUGAUUUCUAUCGCGAGAUCGCGUGCAAAGGAGGUGUCCCUCACAUGAAUUUUGUCAAGCUCUUGGACACAGUCUAUGCUGCUCAGGGAAACGUGGAAGGUUGCUCCAAGAUUGAUAUUGUGAGAGCUGUUGAAGAAAACCCCCACGACAGCAAGUUUUGGGAUAUCUUCAGGCCGAACAUAGAUCAAAUAACUUGUCCUCUUUAUCUGAUUACCAGUUUGGCCGAUAAUGGUGUUCACACCCCUGGCUCGAUUCGAGGUUAUCUUGCGGCCCAGUCAACAACCAAGUAUAUUGAGCUUCAUCCCUAUCUGAAAUGGGAGUGGCAGCUCACCGCGGAAUCCCUGGAGCGUCAACUUGCUUUCUUUAAUAAAGUCCUGAAUGGUCCGGAUCAGAGAGCCGCUGGUGCAGUAGACUUCUGGCCACCAGUUCGUCUCCAUGUCACAGACAAACAUUAUUCCGGUAGCUGGCGCAGUGAGAACGAGUUCCCCAUUGCGAGAACCCAGCGCACAAAGUUCUUUCUUGGUCCAAACGAGACUCUUCUGAAGGAUUCCAUAGUUGACAGUGACUCCGCUACAUAUGACGCGAAAACAGGAUCUGUCGCCUGGCAGCACACAUUCGAUAAGCCUACUGAAAUCACCGGAUCAUCUCGUCUGCACUUGUCACUGUCCAUCUCCGAAGGCUCUGAUGCAGACCUGUUUGUUACUCUCCAAAAAUUUAAUCGAGAUGGUCAGGUCGUCAGAUUCCCUUACCACUCUUUUGUAAAUGAUGGACAUGUGGCAUGGGGCUGGCAACGAAGUUCUAAGCGGAAGCGGGCAGACAAUCCUUAUGGUGAUGAGGUUAUGCACACUUUCCUUGAAAAGGAUGUGCAGCCACUAAAGCCUGGUGAGAAGGUGGAAGUGGAUAUCAAUAUUCAACAGGCUGCUACCCUGUUCCGUCAGGGUGAGGCUAUCCGGGUUGUUAUUCAAGGCAGGGACUUUAAUGAGUAUAGCCCCAAUUGUCAAGUGCCACGCGCUGGAACUGGUUGCAAUGCUGGUCAGCACACUAUCUUCAUGGAAGGUAGCUUUGUUGAAUUGCCGAUCGUCCCAUUCAAAUACGCCUAG